Messenger RNA from Corylus avellana, 7647 nucleotides. RefSeq names its product transcription regulator. Gene Ontology annotation, molecular function: molecular adaptor activity. NCBI's taxonomy places the organism in Eukaryota, Viridiplantae, Streptophyta, Magnoliopsida, Fagales, Betulaceae. Gene Ontology annotation, cellular component: P-body; CCR4-NOT core complex. The record is from RefSeq and is a predicted model, not a curated record. Gene Ontology annotation, biological process: negative regulation of translation; nuclear-transcribed mRNA catabolic process, deadenylation-dependent decay.
GAUUCUUCAUCCCUUCGAAUCUCCGAAUCUCCUCACCCAAUCUUCUUCUCACAGACUCAGUCUCUCUCUGCUAACCCUUAACCCUAGAAUUCAAUCACUCGCCACCAUGCUGAAGUUUUCGUCAACGGCUUCGAAUCAGAUUCGGUACCUGCUCCAGAUCCUCGACGAAUCCAACGCCGACUCUGUUCUUCGUGAGCUCCGUCAGUUUGUUGAAUAUGGAGUUGAGGGAAGCAUUAUGCUGCUCCAAGCAUGCAUUGAUCAUCUGAACUCUUACGGCACAGACUCAAAGAACAUGCAGCUAGAAUUAGUUGUUGCAUCAAUUUUUAGAUACCUGUUGGACCAGCCAAAUUUCAGCACGGUGUUUUUUGAGUCGCUAAGGAACGCAGAGAUCAAUGAAGGAACUCUAGAGAAUUUCUCUAAUGCACUGCACCUGUCUGUAUCUGAAAAAAUUGCCAUUGGUCUCGCUUUGUCAGAUUCUGAAAACCUUGAAGCCAGAAUGAGUGGAAAAAGUUUUUGUAUGGCUCAGAUUGAGGAAUUGUGUGCGAAUCCUGUUUUACUGAACUCUUCUGAGCGAAUUCAGAAUAUUGUUAUGUUCCUCCAGCGGUCUGAGGCCCUUUCCAAGCAUUUAGAUUCCUUUAUGCAGAUGUUAUCUUUCGUGCAGUCGAAUGAUGUUGCCCCAUUUGUUUUAACGCCGCUUCUUUCAGAUGAAUUGCGUGAGGCCAAUUUUCUAAGGAAUAUGGAUUUGUUCCAUGACUCUGGAGAAGAUUUUGAUUCUAUUUUAGCAGAAAUGGAGAAGGAAAUGAGCAUGGGAGAUAUUAUGAAGGAACUAGGUUAUGGGUGCACAGUUAAUGCAACACAGUGCAAAGAGAUUUUAUCUCUUUUCUUGCCACUGACUGAGAUUACUGUGUCUAAAAUACUUGGCACAAUUGCCCGCACCCAAGCUGGUCUUGAGGACAAUCAGAGCAUGUUUUCAACGCUUAGCUUGGCUCUUGGUUGCAGCACUUUGUUUGAUCUGCAAUCCUUGGACUCCUGGAAUAUUGAUGUUGUCAUAGAUACAAUCAAGCAACUUGCUCCUGGAACCAAUUGGAUACGAGUUAUUGAAAAUAUGGACCAUGAGGGGUUCUACUUUCCUAAUCAGGAGGCAUUCUCUUUUUUUAUGACUGCAUAUAAGCGCGCGUGCCAGGAACCAUUCCCUCUCCAUGCCAUUUGUGGUUCUGUUUGGAAGAAUACAGAGGGUCAGCUAUCUUUUCUUAAAUAUGCUGUUUCAGCACCACCAGAAAUAUUUACAUUUGCCCAUUCUGCAAGGCAGCUGGCUGAUAUUGAUGCCGUGCAUGGCCAUAAGUUACAACUUGGACAUGCUAAUCAUGCAUGGUUGUGUCUUGACCUUUUGGACGUGCUAUGUCAACUAGCUGAGAGGGGUCAUGCCACUUCUGUUCAGUUGAUCGUUGAAUAUCCUAUUAAACACUGUCCUGAAGUCUUACUUCUUGGGAUGGCACACGUUAAUACUGCUUAUAACCUCCUCCAGUAUGAAGUGACCUUUAGUGUUUUCCCGGUUAUAGUAAAAAAUGCCAUGAAUAGUGGAAUGCUUCUUCACCUCUGGCAUGUUAAUCCCAAUAUGGUGUUGCGUGGAUUUAUAGAUGCCCUCAACUCUGAUCCAGACAGCAUGACUAGAAUAUUGGAGAUCUGCCAAGAGCUAAAGAUUAUAUCAGCAGUGUUAGAUAUGGUUCCUUCUUCUUAUGCCAUCCGAUUGGCAGCUCUUGCGUCAAGAAAAGAACUUGUAGACCUUGAGAAGUGGCUCAGUUAUAAUUUAAAUACAUAUAAAGAUAUUUUCUUUGAGGAGUGCCUCAGUUUCUUGAAGGAGAUUCAAUUUGGUGGAUCACAGGAUUUUUCCACCAAAACAUUCCAUCAUUCCGGUGCUGUCUUGAAUCUCUAUGUAGAGACUAGUUCUACCUUCUUGAAGGUCCUUAAAGCUCAUACAGGCUUGAUUAGCUCUACGCAGCUUGCUGAGGAGAUGGAAAAGCUGCAUGUAACAACUAUGGAUUCUAAUCCAAGGUUGCAGAAUGGUGGGGCUACAGAUUCUUCAACGUCUGAUGGAUAUGCAGAUGAUAUUGAGGCUGAAGCAAACUCUUACUUCCAUCAAAUGUUUUCUGGUCAGUUGACCAUUGAAGCAAUGGUUCAAAUGCUUGCUCGAUUCAAGGAAUCCUCUGUGAAAAGGGAACAAUUAAUUUUUGAGUGCAUGAUUGCAAAUCUGUUUGAGGAGUACAGAUUCUUCCCCAAGUAUCCCGAGAGGCAGCUCAAAAUUGCUGCAGUUCUGUUUGGCUCUGUUAUCAAGCACCAGCUUGUAACUCAUCUCACACUCGGGAUUGCUCUGCGUGGUGUUUUAGAUGCUCUACGCAAACCUGCAGAUUCAAAAAUGUUUGUGUUUGGGACUAUGGCUUUGGAGCAGUUUGUGGAUCGUCUGAUUGAGUGGCCACAAUAUUGCAACCAUAUCUUACAGAUAUCCCAUCUGCGCGGGACUCAUUCAGAUAUUGUUGCUUUCAUAGAACAGGCUCUUGCAAGGAUUUCAUCAGGCCAUUCAGACACGGAUGGAGGCAGCCAUGCUUCUGUUGUUAAUCACCAUGGUUCCACUCAGGCUACCUCAGGAAAUCUGGAGCUAAAUAGCUCUAGCAUCAUACAGCCUGGGCAGCAACUUUCGUCCCCACUGCAGCUUCAACAUAGAAAUGAAAGUCUUGAAGACCGUCAUAAAGCAGCUGCAGUAUCAUCUAAUGACGGGAAACCACUCUUAUCUUCUGUAGGGCAAUCUUCAGCUGUUCAUUUAGGUGAUGCUUCUAGUAUUCAGAAGUUACAGAAUGCUAUAAGUGCUCCGCCAAUGCUUUCUUCUUCAUCUGGUUUUGUUCGCCCUUCUCGAGCAGUUACUUCUACCAGAUUUGGCUCUGCUCUGAACAUUGAAACACUUGUUGCUGCAGCCGAGAAAAGAGAGACUCCCAUAGAGGCUCCGGCAUCAGAGAUUCAAGACAAAAUUUCUUUUAUCAUAAAUAAUAUCUCAGUUGCUAAUAUUGAAGCUAAGGCGAAAGAAUUCAAUGAAAUUUUUAAGGAACAGUACUAUCCCUGGUUUGCACAAUAUAUGGUUAUGAAAAGAGCAAGCAUUGAGCCGAAUUUUCAUGACUUGUAUUUGAAGUUUUUGGACAAGGUUACUGCAAAGGCUUUGAAUAAAGAAAUUGUUCAAGCCACAUAUGAGAACUGCAAGGUUCUCCUAGGAUCAGAGCUUAUAAAGUCAAGUUCCGAAGAGCGUUCAUUGCUAAAAAACUUGGGUAGUUGGCUUGGGAAGUUAACAAUUGGAAGGAAUCAAGUCUUACGGGCUCGUGAAAUUGAUCCUAAAUCUUUGAUUAUAGAGGCAUAUGAGAAGGGAUUGAUGAUUGCAGUAAUACCAUUUACUUCCAAGGUUUUGGAACCAUGCCAAAACAGUCUAGCAUAUCAACCUCCCAAUCCUUGGACCAUGGGCAUUCUUGGGUUACUUGCUGAGAUUUAUUCAAUGCCAAACUUGAAAAUGAACCUCAAGUUUGAUAUUGAGGUCCUAUUCAAGAACCUGAGUGUUGAUAUGAAGGAUGUUACACCGACUUCUCUUCUCAAGGAUCGCAAAAGGGAAGUUGAAGGGAAUCCUGAUUUUUCUAACAAAGAUGUUGGAGCAUCCCAACCACAGUUGGUUGCUGAAAUUAAAUCCGGAAUGGUACCACCAGUGAACCAAGUUGAGCUACCGCUUGAGGUUGCUAGUACACCUAAUUCUGGAGGCCACACACAUUUGUUAUCUCAGUAUGCUGCUUCUCUUCAUCUUCCUUCUGGUACAUUGAUGGAGGAUGAAAAGCUGUCAGCUUUAGGAUUGGCUGAUCAGCUCCCUUCUGCGCAAGGACUCUUGCAAGCCACUCCAUCCCAGUCGCCGUUUUCUCUAACUCAGCUUCCUGCACCAAUACCUAACAUUGGAACUCAUGUUAUUAUCAACCAGAAGCUCAGUGCUUUGGGCUUACACCUGCAUUUUCAGAGAGUGGUUCCAAUUGCGAUGGACAGAGCUAUUAAAGAGAUAGUAUCUGGUAUUGUUCAGCGCAGUGUAUCUAUAGCAACCCAAACAACAAAGGAGCUUGUUUUAAAGGAUUAUGCCAUGGAAUUGGAUGAAACACGCAUAUUUAAUGCAGCACACUUGAUGGUUGCAAGUCUGGCUGGAAGUCUUGCUCAUGUAACGUGCAAAGAACCCUUACGUGGGUCAAUAUCAAGUCAGCUGAGGAAUUCACUUCAGGGUCUGAAUAUUGCGAGUGAACUUCUAGAACAAGCAGUACAACUUGUUACAAAUGACAACCUUGAUCUCGGUUGUGCAGUCAUUGAACAGGCUGCCACGGAUAAGGCGAUACAAACCAUUGAUGGGGAAAUAGCUCAACAACUUGCUUUGAGAAGGAAGCAUAGAGAGGGUGUUGGCCCCACAUUUUUUGAUGGAAACAUGUAUACACAAGGUUCUAUGGGUGUUGUACCAGAGGCCCUCCGUCCUAAACCUGGUCACUUGUCCCUUUCUCAACAGCGAGUUUAUGAGGACUUUGUUCGGCUUCCCUGGCAAAAUCAAUCUAGCCAGAGUUCACAUGCUAUGCCUUCUGGUCCUGCUUCAUCUGGCGGUACGAGUCUGACUGGUGCAUAUGGCUCCGCAUCUGGACAAUUAAAUCCUGGCUACUCAUCUACCUCAGGAAGCACAGGAUUUGAAGCAGUCUCUCGGUCGCAAGAUGAGUCAAUGGAAUCUAAUUCAGCUAUGCAUCUUAGUGCUUCCUCAAUUCACAUUGGAGUGGCUGAUGGUGUUGCCCAGCUUAGUUCUGAGAAUGAUUCUGCCACUGGUUCGUUUCCUCCAACUUCUUCAGCCUCUGAGUUGCAUUCAUUGGAUUCCUCUGAUGUUGCAAAGGAAUCUGGAGCUUCUUCACAGCUAUUACCUUCACCAGUUGCCACUGAGCGCCUUGGAAAUAGCAUAUCCGAGCCUUCGCUCACCACUAGGGAUGCAUUGGAUAAAUACCAGAUUGUUGCACAGAAGUUGGAAGCUUUGCUAAAUAAUGAUGGUAAAGAAGCGGACAUCCAGGGAGUCAUUGCUGAAGUUCCUGAAAUCAUACUCAGAUGCAUUAGUCGUGAUGAAGCUGCCUUGGCUGUUGCACAAAAGGUUUUCAAAGGUUUAUAUGAGAAUGGGUCAAACAUUAUUCAUGUUGGUACUCAUCUUGCAAUUCUGACUGCUAUUCGUGAUGUUUGCAAGCUUGUUGUUAAGGAGCUCACUAGCUGGGUUAUUUACUCAGAUGAGGAGCGGAAGUUCAACAAAGAUAUAACUGUUGGUCUUAUUCGCAGUGAAUUGCUAAACCUUGCAGAGUACAAUGUUCACAUGGCAAAACUUAUUGAUGGAGGCAGGAAUAAGGCUGCAACCGAGUUUGCAAUUUCCCUUCUGCAAACUUUGGUCAUUGAAGAAUCUAGAGUUAUAUCUGAACUUCACAAUCUUGUUGAUGCUUUAGCAAAGGUUGCUGCAAAGCCUGGAUCUCCUGAGUCAUUACAACAACUAGUUGAGGUUGUGAAGAAUCCUGCUGCUAGUGUGGCUGCUCUAUCUGGUGUUAAUGUUGGAAAGGAGGAUAAAGCCAGACAAUUGAAAGACAAAAAGCCUCCUGGGCACUCUACAGCAAGUAGGGAAGACUAUAACAGUGUGGAGUCUGUAGGACCAGAUCCUGCUGGUUUUGGCGAGCAGGUUUCUAGGCUGUUUGCGGAAUGGUACCGGAUAUGUGAACUGCCUGGUGCAAACGAUGCAGCCUGUACACAUUAUAUCUUACAGUUGCAUCAGAAUGGACUGCUGAAGGGAGAUGAUAUGACAGAUCGCUUUUUCCGCCACCUGACUGAGCUUUCUGUUGCACAUUGUCUAUCUUCUGAGGUACAAUCACCUCAACAAGUGCAGAAUAUGUCCUUCCUUGCUGUUGAUAUCUAUGGAAAACUGGUGUUUUCUAUCCUGAAGGGGUCUAGUAAACUCUUUCUUUUGUCUAAGAUUCUGGCUGUGACUGUGAGAUUCAUCCAGAAGGAUGCAGAGGAGAAGAAAACAUCCUUUAAUCCGCGACCAUAUUUUAGAUUGUUCAUUAACUGGCUGCUGGACCUGAGUUCCCUGGAUCCUGUUAUUGAUGGUGCAAACAUUCAGAUUUUGGCAGCGUUUGCGAAUGCAUUUCAUGCUUUGCAGCCCCUUAAAGUUCCUACAUUCAGCUUUGCAUGGCUUGAGUUGGUGAGUCACAGGAGUUUCAUGCCAAAAAUGCUCACUGUAAAUGGUCAGAAGGGAUGGCCAUUUGUGCAGCGGUUGCUGGUAGACUUGUUCCAAUUCAUGGAGCCAUUUUUGAGGAAUGCUGAACUCGGAGUGCCGGUUCAUUUUCUGUACAAAGGCACGCUUAGGGUGCUGUUAGUGCUGCUUCAUGAUUUCCCCGAGUUCCUGUGUGAUUUUCAUUUUUCCUUCUGUGAUGUGAUUCCUCCGAGCUGCAUACAAAUGCGAAACAUUAUCCUUAGUGCAUUUCCCCGUAAUAUGAGGCUGCCAGAUCCAUCUACUCCCAACUUAAAGAUUGAUUUACUUGCAGAAAUCAGGCAAUCCCCACGCAUUCUCUCUGAUGUUGAAAUAGCUCUUAAAGCAAAGCAGAUUAAGGCUGACUUAGAUGAGUAUCUCAAGACUAGGCAGCCUGCAUCUUUUGUGACUGAACUGAAGCAGAAACUACUACUUCCACCAAGUGAUGCUGCCUCUGCUGGUACCCGUUACAAUGUACCCUUGAUCAACGCCCUUGUGCUUUAUGUUGGAAUGCAGCAGCUGCAGUCGAAAACUCCUCAUGCACAGUCCCCUACCAACACUGUUCCAUUGGCUAUGUUCUUUGUUGGUGCCGCCUUGGAUAUCUUCCAGGCUCUAAUAGCGGACUUAGACACUGAAGGGCGCUACCUCUUUCUUAAUGCGGUCGCUAACCAAUUGCGCUAUCCAAACACCCAUACACAUUACUUCUCCUUCAUCCUUCUUUACUUGUUUGCCGAAUCAAAUCAGGAAAUAAUCCAGGAGCAAAUUACAAGAGUGCUGUUGGAACGCCUGAUUGUCAACCGACCUCAUCCAUGGGGCCUUCUCAUUACUUUCAUCGAGUUAAUUAAGAAUCCUAGAUACAACUUUUGGAACCAAACCUUCAUAAGGUGUGCCCCCGAGAUUGAAAAACUAUUUGAAUCAGUCUCAAGAUCCUGCGGAGGGCCAAAAUCUGUGGAUGAGAGUAUGGUUCCUGGUUGGGUAUCUGACAACACCCACUGAUUCUUUGCAGCAUUUGAUUAUCAAAGACAGGACAAUUAUGUACUUUAACUAGUUAAAGCAAUUAAAUCCAUUGUAUGUAGUAUUCAAUAUUCUUACAAUUGUAUUUAAUGGAUAGUUGUAAAUAUUUUUGCUUUCAAACUUCCAAGCUUUUGGUUAUAGCGUCAUGUAAUUGUUUCUUUAUCGCCUGAAACACUAGAUGUGUAAAUGCUACAUGUUAGAACCGUCUGGUUAAACUUCCAAGGGAAGGGAAGGUAAAGAGGAUUAAUGCUUUUUAGUAGAUUGUUAUACAAUUCGGAUGACGUAGUAAUGAAAAUUAAUCUUUGAUUUUUUAUUUU